Messenger RNA from Aedes albopictus (Asian tiger mosquito), 1317 nucleotides. RefSeq names its product pre-mRNA-splicing factor SLU7-like. The transcript has 4 exons. The record is from RefSeq and is a predicted model, not a curated record. Bases 1 to 1317 code for a protein of 438 amino acids. NCBI's taxonomy places the organism in Eukaryota, Metazoa, Arthropoda, Insecta, Diptera, Culicidae.
AUGGACAUGCAAACAAUGUACGCGUCCAUGGAUGUCUCCCAUCUUUCGGUCGAUGAGGUAGAAUAUGAGUUAUUGAUUAGGAACAUUUUGUUCCACUUCGAUGAUCAUGAAAGUAUCAAGAGAAGAAAACUCAGGGACAAAUUGAAAACUAAGGGAGCAGACAAGUUCAGAAAUGAAAUAGUUAAAGUGGGACGUCAAGCGACGGAACUGUUCGGGCGAUUUUUCCCCGAAGUGAAUGAAGCUGGCGCCCAUUCAGAAGAUUCCGAACGGCUAGAAACAGACUUGAAUAAUGUGCUAGAAGAAGUUAGAAGUGAAAUAGAAGUUCUGAACGAAACAACCGCGUCAGGAAAAGAGAUAGAGGAAGAGUUAGAACAGGCAGCAGCGACGAGCCAGGUAUUAGAGUUGAAGAAGAAGGAAAUGAAUGAUUCCCUUAAGCGGGCAGAAGAUAUUUUGAAAGUGUUGUCAGAGUAUGAGGAAGGAAAGAAAGAAAAUCCGAUGGAGCUCAUCGCGAUUUUCAAAACGUUUGUGCGACAAACCACCGAGCAACAAAGGCAGAUGAGAGAAAAACAAAUCGUAGAAGAGGAAAGAAAAAUGAAGGAAGCAAAAGAUAGCAUGGAACGGAAAAAGAGAUUAGAAAAAGUGCUGAUCAGUUUGAAUGAUCGUCUCAAAAAAGAGCCAGAUGGUUCUGAUGAGAAAAGCCCAACGAAAAGUAUAGAGCAGGAGAAACCAAAAGUUCAGUUAGAGGAUAGAAAGCAGGGGGAGAAAAUGAUUAGUUUCAAACACGAUUCAGAUGAUUGCGGACAGGACAGUUCCGAUGAGAGUAGAGAGAAGUCGAAACAUAGGAAAGAGCGGAAAUCAAUCAAGAAGGGAAAUAGCUCGUCGAAACGAGGAAAGAAGAAGCGACAUCGUAAACCGAGCUACUCGUCGACUUCUAGCACAACGUCCGUAACAGAAAGCUCCGAGUUUUCUAGUUCGCGAAGUAGUUCAGGUUCAGAAUUAGCCGAGGUUCUCACCGAUCAGAAUGCGUGGUAUGCCGAUCUAUUUAAAAAGGUGGAAAGUUCACCAGAAGCUUUUUUAGACUACAAAAUCGAGAACCAGCAAUUGCUUAAAUUAGUUCCGAAUAAAACCGAAGUUCUCGAUUAUCGGCAUGAAUGGAAGCUGUGUAUUCCUGAGAGCGAUCGAGAGCGUAUUCUCCAGCAGGAGCACGAUGAGUCGUUGCAUAUCGGCUACGACAAGCUGCUCGAUAAACUGCGGUCGCGAUACUUCUGGCCCAAAAUGGCAGAGUGUGCAAAAAAGCGAAUCCUGUUGAGCGAUUGA